Triplophysa rosa is the source of this 4495-nucleotide messenger RNA. It is a transcript of the gene cdh15, whose product is annotated as cadherin 15, type 1, M-cadherin (myotubule). NCBI's taxonomy places the organism in Eukaryota, Metazoa, Chordata, Actinopteri, Cypriniformes, Nemacheilidae. Gene Ontology annotation, biological process: adherens junction organization; homophilic cell-cell adhesion; multicellular organism development. The transcript has 14 exons. Gene Ontology annotation, cellular component: catenin complex; plasma membrane; adherens junction. Gene Ontology annotation, molecular function: cadherin binding; calcium ion binding. The coding region runs from base 210 to 2588 and encodes 792 amino acids. The record is from RefSeq and is a predicted model, not a curated record.
UUUUUCGCACAUAAAGCAUUCUCGUCACUUCAAAAAAAUUCAAUUGAGCCACUUUGAGCUGAAUUGUGACCAUUUUAACGAUGUCUUUAGUACUCGUCUGGACCUUGACAACAACUAUAACCAUGAUGUCUAUGAGGAGGCCUGGAAAUCUCGAUGUGCACCGAAAAUAUCUUCUUGUAUGUUCCGAAGACCCCGAGGAGUCUUAAAACAUGUUGAACGUCAUGUGGGUGUGCGGUAGUAAACAGGUAAAGCAGAGAGAUCUAAACCCAGCGGCGCUGUAUCCAUGGCUACACAGGAGCGCAGGUACACAGGUCCGAGUGAAGAGAGAUUGGAUCAUUCCACCCAUCAGAGUUUUGGAAAACAGCAAACAGGUUCCUGAAGAUCUGGUGCAGAUCAAAUCUGACAAGAUUUUCACCGGGGAGGUGAUAUACAUGCUGGAGGGUCCCGGGGUGGAUCAGGACCCCAAAGGCCUCUUUGAAAUUGACGAUAAAACGGGAUGGAUCAAAAGUCAAAUGCCACUGGACAGAGAAAAACACAGGAGCUUUAAGCUCAAAGCCUUUGCACUUUCUCCCAGUGGAGAGAGAUUGGAGAGUCCCACCACCAUUGAGAUUUAUGUUCUAGAUCAGAAUGACAACAGACCUGUAUUUACACAGAAUGAGUUCAUCGGCACAAUCCCAGAAUUCUCUGUUCCAGGUACUUCAGUCAUGCAGGUGUCAGCAGUAGAUGCUGAUGAUCCUACGACGGAUAACGCAGCUCUGAGUUACUCCGUCAUUGGCCAGGAGACCGUCCCACCCAACAGCAUCAACAAGACCAUGUUUGGCAUCAACAACAAAACAGGAGUCAUCUACAUACGAGACGUGGGGCUAGACCGAGACGUGGUGCAGUCUAUUAAGUUGACUCUGCAGGUGGCUGACAUGUCUGGAAUGGGUCUCACCUCCAUCGGCCGCGCCAUCAUUACUAUUUCUGACAUUAACAACCACGCUCCGAAAUUCCAGCCUGACCAGUAUAAAAUGUACGCGCUGGAGAACAAGCACAUCGCGGAGGUGGGCAGGAUCAAUGCGACGGAUAAAGACCAGAGAGGUGGAGUAAACUGGAAAAUGAUUUACAAAAUCUCAAGCGGAGAUCCCGCAGGACACUUCAGUGUCCGCACAGACCCCGUGACCAACCAGGGCAUCAUUUCUGUGGUUAAGCCGCUGGACUUUGAGUCUCAGGUGGAGCAUCGGCUCACUGUCACAGCUGAAAACGCAGUGAAUGUCAAAGGUCCGUAUGAGCGAGUACAAAGCGCCACAGUCACAGUCACUGUGGUGAAUGAAAACGAAGCCCCCGUCUUCUAUAAAAACCCCAUUAAAGUGUCUGUCGCCGAGUCUGCCGUUCCCAGCACCGUCCUCGUCUCAGACAUCGCACAUGAUCCGGAUAACGCCAAGCUACGGUAUGAAAUCAUUGAGGAUCCCGAGAACUGGCUUUUUAUCGACCACGCUACUGGACAGAUCUCCGUCAGGAGAACCUUCAACAUCCGCUCCCCACAUGUCAAGAACAACAUCUACUCGGCCGUCGUAAAGGUCAUAGAUCAGGAUGCUGAUGGGGUGUUCACGACAGCCACGCUGGAGGUCACUCUUUGGGAAACCAACGAUUACGCACCCGUCCUGAUCCCCUCCAGCGGGACGGUGUGCAGUGAUCGAGACCGAGAUAAACUGGGUCUCCUGCUCAGCGCUGUGGAUCAGGACAUGUCGCCUCAAUCCGACCCCUUCACUUUUUACAUAGUGGACCAAAGCGUGGCCGUCAACUGGACCAUAAUAACUCUGAAUGAGACGCACGCUGUUCUUCAGCCACUGAUCGACAUCGAGAGCGGCGAAUUCUCCGUUCCUGUGGUCGUGUCAGACUCUGGUUCUCCUCCGCUGUCCUCAUCCUCUCUGGUUAAUGUCACUGUGUGUCCCUGCGAUAGUUUCGGAGACUGCAAGAGCUUCACAGCAGCCAUGUUUGGCACCAGAAUGGGCAUAAGCUUCAUUGCUCUGAUGCUCAUUAUGGGCAGCGUCGCUCUUCUGUUGUUGCUGCUUGUCCUGGCGGUGGCCGUGAGGGGCUGCAGGAGACAGAACGUGAAGAGAGACGGUGGGCUGCUGGUCGGGGCGUCUGAUGAGGACAUCAGAGACAACGUCUUUCAUUACGAUGAGCAGGGAGGUGGAGAAGAGGAUGAGGAUGCAUUUAACAUUGACUUUCUGAGGAACCCGAGUGACGGGAUUCCUCCACCCGUCGGAUUUUUCCCUCAAAACCGCAGCUUGCCGAGAGGAAAACAACCUCUGAGGAAAGAUGCUCCACAUAACCUCCCCUCUCCCACAUAUCCCCGCAAACUCGCGGGAGAACCGACGGACAUCGAGGAUUUUAUUAAUGUUGGUCUUGACGCCGCAGAUGCCGACCCGAACGUCCCGCCCUACGACACGGCUCUGAUCUACGACUUUGAGGGUGAUGGGUCCGUGGCAGGCAGUUUGAGCUCUAUCGCCUCCAUGAGUUCAGACGGCGAUCAGGACUACGAUUAUCUCAAUGACUGGGGACCACGCUUUAAAAAACUGGCUAACAUGUAUGACCCACGUUAAAGACCGGCGCCAUUCAACACAUUCAGAUCUUAUCACGCCCUACAAACCUUCACGUGAACUCUCUUCGUCUGCUUGAGGAGGUGCUGAUGGUGUAUGAUGUUUUUGUUCACCAGAGAAACUUCGCACAGUCUCUUUCUCUUUCCGUUGCUUCGUGGAUCUGUGAGUUAUUUCAACACGAUGAUGUGAUCCAUAUUGAACAGCACCAACUGGAGAGAGGACCCGUGUGGAAACACAUCCAGAUUAGACACGGAAAGACAGAAGGCUUGUUUCUAAAGCGUGUCAUGUUCUUGAGGGAUUAGUUUAGAUGAAGACCGACAUUGAGGCUUGCUGAGCAUGUAGGGCUUUGCAAUGUUGCUUUUGACACUUGUUGAAUGUUUGUUUUUAAAGUAGUUUUGCCAAAAAUGUCAUCAUGUCACCCUUAUUUAGUUUCAAACCCAUAAAACUAGAUUUCUCCCAUUUUUAUUUCUAGGCGGGUUAAAGACUUGCACAGAAUGACACGUUUAGUGUGUAUGCUAAACUCUUGUAUGGCUCACACAUAUUGGAGUUCGCUCAUCUGUCAUGAUGUUUUAUGGAGUCAUAUGCACUUGGAUAAGUGAAAUAUUGAGACAUUGUUUUUCUUUUGUUGAAUUGUUCGAUUGAACAUUGUAAAAAAAGUACAAAACUGGGGUGGUUUCCUUUUUCUACAUUUACAGAUACAAACCUAAAUUUUGUACCUUUUUGGAAAAGGUACAAUUUUGUACUUUUGUGAGUGGCAAAAUUAAUCUUUGUAAACUUGUAUUACACCCGUUUUUCUACGUGACUACUUUACUGCGUUUGUAAUAUAUUGUAUUUAAUACUGUUGUUUGCUUGCUUGCAAUUUAACCACAAAAACAAGCCUUUUUCAUAAUACUAAUAAUUUUCAUAAUACUAAUAAUUUUCAUAUGCAGCACAAUAGCAGUUUGGUGAUGAACGAUUCUUUAAUUGUAAAUAUUUUUGCUUCCCCCUCCCUCAGGAAUUCAAGAACAGAUUCUUUUCAUUAAUACUAUCAUAAUUCCUUUUUUUUGUUCUUAAUAGGUGUUUCUUAAUAUUGAACUACACACCGUUUUUAUUUAUUUCUUAUAAAUUGUGAAAUGCUGUCUUUAUAGUUGCAAAUAAAAGAAUGAAAUGUCGAUGGCUCUGUUAUUCGUUACCGUCUGUGUUCAUAGUAAAGAUAUAAGCUGAACCGCAUACAAUGAGCUUUCAGUGGCUGUUUUGGUCAAAUUCAACCUGCUAUUAUUAAACUUAAAAGUACUAUUACUACAAACACACAGAUCACUCCAGAAACUACAUAACACCCUGGACUCAGUAUCAUACACAUUUCUUGACUGCCUUAAUACACAUACAGAAAAAUACAUUGUCACUAUAUUUUUCUAUAUAUACUAAACUUUCUUUAAAUAAGCUAACUUAACCAUAAUUCAUACUACCGGUCAAAUGUUUAGGAUCACUUGAAAAAAUUGUGUCUCAUGACCUAAAAAUCUAUUGAUCUGAAGGUGUGCGUUUCAAUGUUUGAAAUCACUUUCGUAGACAGACGAAAAUAUAAAUGUGCCAACAUAUUCAUUUACUUUAUUAGAAAACCUAAGUUUGAUUAAAAACUCUGUUUGAAAUGGUUUAUUUGGACCAAAUAAUAAAUAAAAAGCAGUCAUUAAGAGUCCAGCGUGGAUGGAAAUUCCUUCAGUAUAAAACCCUUCCCAGGUUGAUACCUCAAGAAGCCGGAUGAUAAAAUGUGAAGUGUACGAUUCUAGUCAAAGGGUGGUUACUUUAAAGAUGCUAAAAUAUAAAAGAGUUAUAACAUUUAUUUUGGAUGCUUCUAGUCACAACAUAAUUCCCACAGCUACAUUUGUGUUGUUUCAUGGUUUUGAUGGGUUUAAUAUAAUUCAAAACUGUGGAAA